Messenger RNA from Penicillium argentinense, 1293 nucleotides. It is a transcript of the gene ppe1, whose product is annotated as putative ribosomal protein/carboxylic ester hydrolase (Ppe1). The record is from RefSeq and is a predicted model, not a curated record. Gene Ontology annotation, biological process: protein demethylation. The transcript is spliced from 6 exons. Gene Ontology annotation, molecular function: protein methylesterase activity. The coding region runs from base 1 to 1293 and encodes 430 amino acids. Lineage: Eukaryota; Fungi; Ascomycota; Eurotiomycetes; Eurotiales; Aspergillaceae.
AUGAGUGAGCUCCAGAAAUCCUUCGCCAAGUCCAAACUGGCCAAGUUGCCUCCAGAGGCCCCGAUGUUCGACACAAUUACCCAUCUGGAAGAGAGCCGCGAGGAGGACGGCUCUUCCGCCUCCUCCGUUUCUUCCACAGGAACCCUCAUGCCGUCCCCAACGCGGCAUUUAUUUGCCCGGACGGGCUCAGGAUCUUCUCAAUCAUUAGCGUGGUCGGACUUCUUUUCCCAGGAGCUGUUUCUUCCGGAAGAAGUGGACGACCUCCACAUCACACAUCAUGCCUACCUAACGCCGCCCACGGGAACAGGGCCUCUUUUCAUCAUGCACCACGGUGCAGGCUCAUCUGGUCUUUCUUUCGCCACGUGCGCUGAUGAGAUACGGAAGAUUCUCCCCAAAGCGGGGUUCCUGUCUCUCGACGCGAGAGGUCAUGGGCGGACAACGAUGACAUCAAAUUCCAAGCCACUUGAGACUGAAACCCCAUCCAUCGCGGCUGCUGCCCAGUCCGAAGCUGAUGGAGAGAUUAAGCUCGAUCUGAGUCUGGAGACCCUGAGCCGGGAUCUUGUCUUCAUUGUGCGCCAAACGCAAGCAAAGAUGCGCUGGGAGAGUCUUCCCGAUAUCGUCCUUGUUGGACAUAGCCUCGGCGGUGCGGUGAUCACAGAUGUGGCGAAGAAUGGCGAGCUUGGUCCCAAGGUGCUGGCGUACGCAGUUUUAGAUGUUGUGGAAGGAUCCGCCAUGGAUGCCCUGCAAAGCAUGGAGACAUACCUCUCUACCCGGCCAACCAGAUUCCCCUCGCUAGCUUCUGGAAUCGAGUGGCACACCCGAUCCCGCACAAUUCGCAACACGGCCUCAGCUCGAGCUUCGGUCCCAUCCUUGAUUUAUGAGGAAACCAAGUCCCCAGACACAACACGCCCAUGGGUGUGGCGCACUAAUCUCUCUGCAACGAAACCAUUCUGGGAGAAUUGGUUCAUUGGCCUAAGCCGGAAAUUCCUCGAUGCGCGGGGCGGCAAACUGCUACUCCUUGCCGGGACAGACCGACUAGACAAAGAGCUGAUGAUCGGGCAAAUGCAAGGUAAGUAUCAGCUCCAGGUCUUCCCCGAAGCGGGGCAUUUCAUCCAAGAAGAUCAGCCAGUCAAGACGGCACAGGUCUUGGUGGAUUUUUAUAAACGUAACGACCGCAGUGCAUUGGUGCUCCCACCUAAGGUGGCGGAUAUGCAGGCUGCUGCUGCAAUGAAGAAGAGCGCCGGGACAAAUGCCGUCUUGUGGGCAAUUUCGACGUAUGAUUGCUACGACUAG